This is a messenger RNA of Formica exsecta, 3289 nucleotides long. It is a transcript of the gene Vha100-1, whose product is annotated as V-type proton ATPase 116 kDa subunit a. Gene Ontology annotation, cellular component: vacuolar proton-transporting V-type ATPase complex; plasma membrane; vacuolar proton-transporting V-type ATPase, V0 domain. NCBI's taxonomy places the organism in Eukaryota, Metazoa, Arthropoda, Insecta, Hymenoptera, Formicidae. The transcript has 8 exons. The record is from RefSeq and is a predicted model, not a curated record. Bases 231 to 2765 code for a protein of 844 amino acids. Gene Ontology annotation, biological process: proton transmembrane transport; vacuolar acidification. Gene Ontology annotation, molecular function: proton-transporting ATPase activity, rotational mechanism; ATPase binding.
GUGGAUGUGUGACUCAGUGCGCGCGCGCGUACCACAUGAUCAGCAGUCGCGCACCUCGUGAUUGCACGAGAUAUCGAUUAUUAUUCGGCCCCUGCCCCUUGCCACGACUUUCGCGGUCGUAAUUCCAGGAAGAGAACAAAACGAACGGGAGUCUUAGCGAACCGCAUCUCUUGGACAGUCGUUAAUAUCGACGUGAUCGUCCUUUCGGCACGUUAUUUCCAACAUCAAAGAUGGGCUCGCUUUUCCGCAGCGAGGAAAUGACAUUAUGUCAACUGUUCCUCCAAAGCGAAGCUGCUUACGCCUGCGUCUCCGAACUUGGCGAGCUCGGGCUGGUACAGUUUCGCGAUUUAAAUCCUGAUGUCAAUGCUUUCCAAAGAAAGUUUGUCAAUGAGGUACGUCGUUGUGAUGAGAUGGAACGCAAACUGCGUUACCUGGAGAAGGAAAUCAAGAAGGACGGCAUUCCGAUGCUGGAUACCGGUGAAAAUCCAGAGGCUCCACAGCCUCGAGAGAUGAUUGAUCUGGAAGCUACUUUCGAGAAGCUAGAGAAUGAAUUGCGGGAAGUGAAUCAGAAUGCUGAAGCACUUAAACGCAAUUUUUUGGAGCUAACUGAGCUCAAACAUAUUCUACGGAAGACUCAAGUUUUCUUCGAUGAGGCUGAGCAUGGAGGUGUCGUGUCGCAGAUGGCAGACCCCAGCCGUGAGGAAGAGCAAGUCACUUUGUUGGGUGAAGAGGGCCUCCGCGCCGGCGGCCAGGCUCUCAAACUCGGUUUCGUCGCGGGAGUCAUCCUGAGAGAACGCAUCCCCGCGUUCGAGCGUAUGCUAUGGCGGGCGUGCCGCGGAAAUGUCUUUCUGCGCCAGGCGGAAAUCGAAACUCCUUUAGAAGAUCCAUCGACGGGGGACCAGGUGUACAAGUCGGUCUUCAUCAUCUUCUUCCAAGGAGAUCAACUGAAAACUCGUGUAAAAAAGAUCUGUGAAGGUUUCAGAGCGACCCUGUAUCCCUGUCCAGAAGCACCAGCUGACCGUAGGGAGAUGGCAAUGGGAGUCAUGACUCGCAUCGAAGACUUGAACACUGUCCUUGGACAGACACAGGAUCAUCGUCAUCGCGUCCUUGUAGCUGCCGCAAAGAAUAUCAAGAACUGGUUCGUCAAAGUCCGCAAGAUCAAAGCGAUUUAUCAUACUCUGAAUCUUUUCAAUCUCGACGUCACUCAAAAAUGCCUGAUCGCAGAAUGCUGGGUGCCCGUCCUGGAUAUCGAGACUAUCCAGCUAGCGUUAAGACGCGGAACGGAACGUAGCGGAAGUUCUGUACCUCCUAUUUUGAAUCGCAUGGAGACUUUCGAAGAUCCGCCGACGUAUAAUCGCACAAACAAGUUUACGAAAGGCUUCCAGGCAUUGAUCGAUGCCUACGGGGUCGCCUCUUAUCGCGAGAUGAACCCUGCGCCCUAUACCAUUAUCACAUUUCCGUUUUUGUUCGCGAUAAUGUUCGGCGACACCGGUCAUGGCCUCAUCAUGUUUUUGUUCGGCGGUUGGAUGGUACUGAAAGAGAAACCGCUAGCGGCUAAGAAGAGCGACAACGAGAUUUGGAACAUAUUUUUCGGUGGUCGUUAUAUCAUUUUUCUCAUGGGCCUGUUUUCUAUGUAUACCGGUCUCAUCUACAAUGACGUGUUCUCCAAAUCGCUCAACAUUUUCGGCUCUAACUGGUUGAUCAAUUACAAUUAUAGUACUAUCCACAGCAAUAAGGAUCUACAGCUAAAUCCCAGUUCUGAUGAUUAUAUCGAUUAUCCCUAUCCAUUCGGCUUGGAUCCGGUAUGGCAGCUGGCGGAGAAUAAGAUCAUCUUCCAAAACUCAUACAAAAUGAAGAUCUCUAUCAUCUUUGGAGUAAUACACAUGCUAUUUGGCGUGCUAGUAGGACUGUGGAAUCACAUGUAUUUUAAGAAGCGUAACAACAUCACUUGCGAAUUUGUGCCGCAGGUGAUUUUUCUCAUGGCGCUGUUCUUCUACAUGGUGUUGCUUAUGUUCAUCAAAUGGAUCAAAUAUGGUCCGAAGAACGAUCUGAUCGAGGGACCCGGUUGUGCACCUUCGGUCCUCAUUACUUUUAUUAACAUGGUCCUAUUCAAACCUGCCGCCAAAGUUGGCCUAUGCGAGCCGUACAUGUACGGCGGUCAAGGCGGUCUGCAAAAGUUUUUGGUGAUCGUAGCUUUGCUCUGCGUGCCAUGGAUGCUGCUGGCGAAGCCAAUUUUGUUGAUGCGCAAUCGCAAAAAACAACAUUAUCAACUCAACAAUCAUGGCGCCGAGAAUGGCGACGUGGAAGCUAGCAUGGGAACCUUACAACAGAGCGGAGGCGUUACCCAGAACGGCGGCCAUAAGGAGGAGGAAGAGAACAUGAUGGAAGUGUUUAUCCACCAAGGUAUUCACACCAUCGAGUAUGUUCUCGGUAGCGUGUCGCAUACCGCGUCCUACCUGCGUCUCUGGGCCUUGUCUCUGGCCCAUGCCCAGUUGUCCGAGGUGUUAUGGAACAUGGUAAUGAGAAAUGGUUUAGCGAGAGAGGGCUGGGAUGGCGGCAUCAUCCUCUAUGCCGUCUUCGCCUUUUGGGCUGUGCUUACUGUGGGCAUCCUUGUACUCAUGGAAGGCCUUUCAGCGUUUCUGCAUACACUUCGUUUACAUUGGGUGGAGUUCCAGAGCAAGUUCUAUGCUGGCUUAGGCUACAGUUUCCAACCGUUCUCCUUUGAAAUCAUCCUCGAUGCCGCACAGACCACUACUGAGGAUUAAAAUAAUUAGUAUUAUUAAUUAACAGUUGCCGUUGACUAUUAUUGCUAGUAUGAACGUAGAACGUCGCGAAUUCAGUAGCUACUUCUUCAGACAAGUCAGUUAUGAGCAAUUAAUGAGCCUCUUAUGAAUAAAAUAUAUAUGUAGAAUCAAUUAACCUAUAAUUGAUCAGAAUACGAAAAUUAUUUUUUUCAUCUUGUUUGUUUAACCGUAAACAAACGUAGCAUCUGAAAAAAAACUACAUUUAUAGCACACAUUAAGUCAUGACAAGAGAUUAUACUCGUGAUAUUAUAAGUUUCUUCCUCGUUGAUCGAUAAAUUAUAUAUAUAUUUAAAUUCGAAUGCUAAUUUUUUUUUCUUUGUCGUCGUCUAAUAUAUAAAAUCCUGCAUGUAUUCUUACAUACAAGCGAUAUGGAAUUCUUACACAUUGUAGAAUCUAUAGAUCUGAAAAACAAAUGUACGUCACGUAGGCGACCGAUCAAUGUUAUUUCAUAUAUCUAUAUAUAAUAAAGAAUGUGGCAUACCGAA